AUGUCGUUUCGUGGAUAUUCAGCGCGUGGCGUGCCAAGAACUCCUCGAUCGGCAAGGAAAUCCAUUGUAACUGUUCAGGGGAAGAGAGUUCCUAAAUUGAUUCGUCCAGAUACCACACCAACGGCCGAAGAAAUCGGAAUUCUGAAGAGAGAAAAACACAAUUUGAUACAGGAGAAAAGUCUUUUAAAGGCAAAAAUCAUGCGAUUGAUUGAUAUAACUAAUCGUCCUGAUACUUAUACAUCAAGAUCAAGUGCAGAUCAAAAUGUACUCGAAAAAGAGUAUCGACAAAUUGAACAAAUAAGCGCAGCAAAGCGAUCUGAAAUAUCCCAACUAAAUGCAUCUGAUUUAGCAGCAGUUGUUAACGAAUUACAAGAAGAAUGCUUGAUGUUGCAUAUGGAAUUAAUGCGUUUAGUUGUGGAGAAAAAGAGAAUUGAUACUGAACUAAAAACUGUUAACCGUCAAUUACAUGAUGCUAAAACUCAAUUUCAUCCUGAUUUAGAAAAGAAACAAAACAGAAUUAUUAAAGAAUUAGAACGUCAAAUUACCGAUCAAAGACUGCGAAAUGCUAAAAUCAGAGCAAAACUAGAUGAUAAAGAAAAUGAAAUGACUGAAAAUAAGCAAGAUGAAGCUGCCCAGGCAAUGCAAAAAACUAUUGAAGAUUUGGAAGCUCAAAUUAAAGCCCAGCAGGCUGAAAGCAAUCAAGUCGACGAGGAAAUUAGACAGCUAGAAGACGAAAAAAGAAAAGAAAUUAAUGAACUCAACUACCAACUUGCCAAACUACAAUAA
Molecule: messenger RNA, 786 nt
Organism: Trichomonas vaginalis G3
Lineage: Eukaryota; Parabasalia; Trichomonadida; Trichomonadidae
Exons: 1
Coding region: 1-786 (261 amino acids)
Source: RefSeq, a predicted model, not a curated record